AUGGCGACUGGAGAAGAGACAGGAGCCAGGGGACAGGACCUGAGCACAGAAGCACAUGGCAUGGUGCAUGGUUGUGGAGUGAAAAGUAGGUCAAAAGGAAAAGGAUCUCUUCUCCUCCGGAGCACCACUGAAGACUCUGGUGUGGCAGUGGGUGGCCGCCCAGCCCAGUGUUACCAGUAUUGUAAGAACAAGCCGUACCCAAAGUCUCGCUUUUGUCGAGGUGUCCCUGAUGCCAAGAUCUGCAUCUUUGACCUUGGGUGGAAGAAGGCAAAAGUGGAGGAGUUCCCACUUUAUGGGCCCAUGGUGUCAGAUGAAUAUGAGCAGCUCUCUUCUGAAGCCCUAGAGGCUGCCCGUAUUUGUGCCAACAAGUAUAUGGUAAAAUGUUGUGGCAAAGAUGGCUUUCAUAUUCGAGUACAACUGCAUCCUUUCCAUGUCAUUCGCAUCAACAAGAUGUUGUCCUGCGCUGGGGCUGACAGGCUCCAGACAGGUAUGCGGGGUGCCUUUGGGCAGCCACAGGGCACUGUGGCCAGGGUUCACAUUGGCCAGGUAAUCACGUCCACCCACACCAAGCUGCAGAAUAAAGAACAUGCGAUGGAGGCCUUACGCAGGGCCAAGUUCAAGUUCCCUGGUCGUCAGAAGAUCCACAUCUCCAAGAAGGGGGGCUUUACCAAGCUCAACUCGGAUGAGCUUGAAGACAUGGUAGCUGAGAAGCGCCUCAUUCCUGAUGGCUGUGGAGUCAAAUACAUCCCGAAUCGUGGUCCUCUGGAUAAGUGGAGAGCCCUGUACUCAUGAAGGCCUCCACCCACUGAGCUC
Molecule: messenger RNA, 813 nt
Organism: Dipodomys spectabilis (banner-tailed kangaroo rat)
Lineage: Eukaryota; Metazoa; Chordata; Mammalia; Rodentia; Heteromyidae
Product: 60S ribosomal protein L10-like
Exons: 2
Coding region: 1-792 (263 amino acids)
Biological process (GO): translation; ribosomal large subunit assembly
Cellular component (GO): cytosolic large ribosomal subunit; ribosome
Molecular function (GO): structural constituent of ribosome
Source: RefSeq, a predicted model, not a curated record